AUGGAGAGAAAGAGCUUUGAUGUAACGGACUAUGAGUGGGACACAGAGAAGAGCAGCGACCUAGGUUCAGUGAGCGGAUCAUCGCCGCUGACGUCAAACCUUGGAAAGAGACUGAAGGCUAAACGGAUAAGUCUCAUGAAGAAGCGGAGUUCUAACCGCUUGACAUCGGUCUCUGGAGAGAGAGAGCCAGCUGCUCGACUGGACCGGCAGGAUUCAACCGCCUUGACAGCGCUCAGGUUCAUCAGUAAGGCUGACGGAGUGACGGUGCUGCUGGCUGGACCGCCGUCGAGAAUCGGUUUGUUGAGAUCACGGCCACUAGUGGUGGAUUGCUGCCAAGGGAUGGAUUCAAUAGACUUUGCCUUGGAACUGUUCGACGCAUUAGCUAGAAGAAGGCUUAUGACACUAGACACUAUCGAUGGAGACCAGUUAAGGGAGUUCUGGGAACAAAUAAGUGCUCAAAGCUUUGAUUCCAGGCUUCAAACUUUCUUUGACAUGAUUGAUUCAGACGCCAAUGGUAGAUUAACUGAAGACCAAGUCAGACAGAUCAUCAACCUUAGUUCGUCCACCAACAAUUUGCCAAACAUCCAAAAACGGACAGAUGAAUAUGCUGCAAUGAUAAUGGAAGAGCUUGACCAAGAUAAUAUAGGAUACAUCAUGAUAGAGAGUCUUGAGACCUUGCUUUCGUAUGCGGAGACACAACAUAUACGCAGAGAUAGUGAAGGUAGCAAGAAGCUAAGCCACAUGCUAAGUCUUAAGCUUAAUACUACCCGUGACCCUAAACCGUUGAAGGGAUGGUACAGUGGACUGAGACACUUCGUAUCAGAUAGCUUGCAAAUGGUGAGUACUUCGAGGUUCAAGAUUAACAGGAAUCUUCAAUCUGUGUGUGAGCCACCUCCGGUCCGAGACAAGUAUCUUCGUGCAUAUAGCUGCGAUAUUGGAAGGGAAAUGAACCCAUACAGUUUUCCCAAAAUCAUGAUUGAUGGUCCAUAUGACGCACCUGCACAAAAUUACAAGAAAUAUAACGUGAUUUUACUGGUCGGGCUUGGGAUUGGGACCGCUCCAAUGAUGAGCAUUAUCAAGGACAUCAUCAACAAUGUGGAGGCCAAGGAACAUUCCCAAAUCAACCAAAUGGAGGAGGGAACACAACGACAUCAACAAGGUGAAAAGGAAAGUAUGAAGACUCGAAAGGCUUACUUCUAUUGGGUAACAAAGGAUCAAGGCUCAUACAGUUGGUUUCAGAACAUCAUGAACGAGGUAACAGAACGGGACACAAAUGGAGUCGUUGAAGUAAAUAACUAUUGCACUAGCAUCUACGAAGAAGGAGAUGUUCGUUCUGUGUUCAUACGUAUGCUUCAGUCUCUAAACCAUUCCAAAAAUGGCGUGGACAUUGUCUCUGGGACAAGGGUCAUGACCCACUUCGCCAAACCUAACUGGAAAAACGUCUACAAACAGAUAGCCAUGGAUCACUAUGGCUCUCAUGUUGGAGUGUUUUAUUGUGGAGAAGUUUCACUGGCAGAGGAGUUAAGGCAGCUAGCUUUGGAGUUCACACACAAGACAGAAACUAGAUUCUCCUUCCACAAAGAGAACUUCUACCCACCAUGCUGAUAAAUAAUGAUGGUACAACAAGAUGAUUAAUGAAAUAAUUUUGGAGUAAGAAAGUGUGUUGUGAUGAUUAAGUAUUGGACGUGUGUGUGCGUGCGUGUGUGUUUGAGUCAUUUUUCAGUUUCGAAAAUCAUGUUUAACAUGAUGUAAUGUAAUAAUAACUAAUAUUAGUUACACAAUUGGUUGAACAAGAAUUUUUUUUGUUGUCACAAAGUCGAAUAAGAAGAAGAAGAAGAAUAAGAAUAUUUACACCAAAAAAAGAAGAAUAAGAAUAAGAAUAAGAAUAAGAAGAAUAAGAAUUUUUUCGUUUCGACGAAAACCGAAGAUAUGAGCCAGUUAUCAAAGGCAAGACAUAUACGACAUACUAGAUUUUGACCCGCGUUUGGGAAACGUGAGUUUGUUUUUGAAAUUAAAUAUUUUUUUUAAAAAAUAAAUUUUUAUAUAAGUUUGUGUAUAGGCUUGGGCACAUUUAUCCGAAACCGCAACCUGAAUCGUACAAAAAUGAAAAAGAAAAUGAAAAGUAUAAUAUAACUGAAUAUUAUAAAUAACCAAGGAAAUCAUAUAUUUCUAAGACCAAGAUUUUAACACCGAACAGAGAAUUAAAUGGGUACUUGAAUUUUAAAAUUAUCUGAAUUAUUAAAUAUUUUAAUUUGUACACCCUUUUAAAUCCAAAAUUAUCAUAUAGAAAUUAUAAAAUGAGUUAAAUCUAUUGUUACCGAAAAUCUUGGUAAAAAAUAUAAGUAUAAUUGUUUUGAUACUUUGGUUGAUAGAAAUAAGGAAAAUGAUGUAUUAGUGUCGUAAUAAAUAAAUUUGUAGACCAAGUAAGAUAAUUAUUUUUUGUUUCUUGUUUUGAUAAUCGUAUCUCUAGUAUAUUAUUAACAAAAAGAAUCUUAGAAUAUAUCUACUUAGCAUAUUCACAAUAUAUUCAUUUUUUGUUAACAUAUUGUUACAAUUUUAAAGCUUUAAUUUUAAAUUUGUAAUUAUCAACCAAUCUUAUGGUUUAAAUAAUAUGUAACUGUUUCAAUAAUAUGUAUAUGUGAUGUAACGUUUUGAUGUAUUUGAAUGUAAGAGUACGAUUGUAUAACAAACAGUGUGAUGAAGAAUGUGGUAUGAUUGUGUCAAAUGGUGGUCUAGGUCUUUAACAUAGUCAUGUUUGACUUUUGAAUAAGUGAUAUUUGAAUAAGAGUUUUGACAUCUUGUAUUUUUUCUUCGAAGAGAAGUAAGUUCAACAUAAGACAUUAAGGAGCUCUUUCAUUUAAGAAAAAAAAACAGUCUGAUCAAUGGCAAGAUGGAGUGUAAUGUUUCAUAGUUCGUAGGUCAAUAGAAUGACAUAAUUUUGUAUAUUAGGAUAGAUCAGUCACGCUAUAAUCUUAAUGGGACAUGUUUAGAAGUCGUUGGUGGCCAAUAGAAUUGAUAUAGUUUUGGUAUAAUAUUUUAUUAAUUUGUAAAUAUAUGGUGUAAUAUUAUUGAUUUGUUUGUUAGAGCAAAAAACGGGUAUAGAUGUGGUAUAAUCUAAUUAACGUGUAAUGUUACAAAAAUAUAUGGUAAGACCAAAAAAAUAAAUCUAAUGAAAGGGUCCAAACAACUUUUAUAAGUAGAUUUAUCAAGACUGCUUCCCUUUUAAUAGAAUAGAUGUUGCCGUCUCUCCUGCUCUUCGUCACGUUCGAAGUUGCUUCUUCAAUGCAUCCGUAUUUCUUCUUAGAUUUGCCGGAUUCGCAGUUGUCUUAUCCAAAUUCCUAUCUUGUUUCAAGCUUUUUAAUGUUUAACUUUGCUUGUAUUAUUGAACUCUACCUUUCUGGUAUCGAGCUUUAAAUUAAUGGAA
Messenger RNA from Brassica rapa (field mustard), 3424 nucleotides. RefSeq names its product respiratory burst oxidase homolog protein C. NCBI's taxonomy places the organism in Eukaryota, Viridiplantae, Streptophyta, Magnoliopsida, Brassicales, Brassicaceae. The record is from RefSeq and is a predicted model, not a curated record. Gene Ontology annotation, cellular component: plasma membrane. Gene Ontology annotation, molecular function: peroxidase activity; NAD(P)H oxidase H2O2-forming activity; calcium ion binding.